Molecule: messenger RNA, 1008 nt
Organism: Jaculus jaculus (lesser Egyptian jerboa)
Lineage: Eukaryota; Metazoa; Chordata; Mammalia; Rodentia; Dipodidae
Gene: Trem2
Product: triggering receptor expressed on myeloid cells 2
Exons: 5
Coding region: 44-763 (239 amino acids)
Cellular component (GO): cell surface
Molecular function (GO): signaling receptor activity
Source: RefSeq, a predicted model, not a curated record
CAAGAUCUUGCACAAGACACCCAGUGUCUGCACCCAGGGCACCAUGGGGCCUUUCCAGCUGCUUCUCCUGAUGUUGGUCACAGAGCUGUCCCAAGGCCACAACACCACAGUGGUACAGGGCGAGGUGGGCCAGUCCCUGCGGGUUUCCUGUUCCUAUGACUCUGUGAAACACUGGGGGCGGCGCAAGGCCUGGUGCCGCCAGCUGGGCAAGGAGGGCCCAUGCCAGCGUGUGGUCAGCACGCACAGUUUGUGGCUCCUGGCCUUCGUGAAGAAGCGCAACGGGAGCACGGUGAUCUCAGACGACGCCCUGGCUGGAACCCUCACCGUCACGCUGCGCAACCUGCAAGCCGGCGACGCAGGCCUCUAUCAGUGCCAGAGCCUCCGAGGCCAAGGUCACGAGGCCGACACUCUCCAGACGGUCCUGGUGGAGGUGCUGGCAGAUCCUCUGGAUCACCAGGACGUGGGAGACCUUUGGGUUCCCCAGGAAUCAGAGAGCUUUGGGGGUACCCAGGUGGAGCACAGCAUCUCCAGCCCCCUCUCCUCUACUUUCAAAGGAGCCGCUCUAGAGGGACCCCAUUCCCACCCACUUCAGUCCUUCUCCUCUUGGCCUGCAUGUUCCUUGGCAAGCUUCUUGCAGCCAGUGUCCUUUGGGCUGCGGCCUGGCGUGGGCAGAAGCUGGAGACACCUCGGACCCCUGGGUUGGACUGCAGACAUGACCCUGGACUCCAGCUCCAGACCCUUGACAGGGCUCAGGGAUACAUGAGGGAAGAAGACCCCAGAUGAGAGGAGAAACCCAGGUGGGGUCCAUCAAGGAGCCACCCAAGCCUGCACACCUGCCCUGUGGCCACCAAGAUGUUGGGUUCUGCUCUGGCAAGAGGCCACUCUGCCUGCUGCCUGCUUCUGGAACCUGGAAGCAGGGACGUGCGUGCGCGUGUGUGUGAUAAAGAGGAGGGAGUGGAAGCCACAUGCCAUCCUCUGGGCUUUGGGUAUUAAACGCUCUUACAAAAC